ACAACAAUGGAUACUUCAGCAGCAACUCUCAGUCAGCAUGCCAUGGAUGUCCCAAAACAAUGUGACACCUUCCCUGCCAGAAAGUACUUGUCUUCUCGCCGUACUCCUUCAUUUUCAUCCUCUUGUUCAUCACUUUCACCCUCUUCUUCCUCCAUUGAAUCAUUCUAUUUUCAUGAUGAUCCUUUGCUUAGUCCUGCUUCCCCUCUUAGAUUCUCAGGAGUUCCAUUUUCUUGGGAACGUUUACCUGGAAUUCCCAAGAAGCAGAAUUCCAAGAAGAAGCAGGAAUCAUCCAUGAAACUACUUCCAUUACCCCCUCCUACUACCUCACACUCUUCUAAAAAGCUCAGUCAUGAAGAAACCAGGAUUCGGAAGAAGAAUUCAAUGCAAACUAGUUUUCAAAGGGAUCCUUUCUUUGCUGCACUGGUUGAAUGCUCAAAGGAUGAUCAUGAAGAAGAAACAAGUAGUAGCAGUUUCUUUAAUGGAGCUAAGGUUACAAGGAGUAUUAGUGAUCGUUUUGGGUUUAUUAGCCUUUCUGCUGCUUGCAAGAGAACUUGUGCUGUUUCUGAAUCUAUAGUUUACCUUCCAAGCUCAAGAAGAAGCAACUAUGAUCAUGUAAGUCGCAGGUCCCUAUGA
Messenger RNA from Gastrolobium bilobum, 633 nucleotides. RefSeq lists its product as uncharacterized. The record is from RefSeq and is a predicted model, not a curated record. The coding region runs from base 7 to 633 and encodes 208 amino acids. Lineage: Eukaryota; Viridiplantae; Streptophyta; Magnoliopsida; Fabales; Fabaceae. The transcript has a single exon.